Funneliformis caledonium is the source of this 1671-nucleotide messenger RNA. The record is from the annotation of a GenBank genome assembly. Lineage: Eukaryota; Fungi; Glomeromycota; Glomeromycetes; Glomerales; Glomeraceae.
AUGGCUUUAAAAGUUCCAAAGAGUAGUUACCCUCAAUUAUUUAAAGAAGGUUACAAGAACCUUCAAGGUAUUGAAGAAGCUGUGCUGAAAAAUAUUCAAGCAAUCCAUGAACUAUCAGAAAUUGUUAGAACUUCCUUUGGACCAAAUGGACGAAAUAAGAUGGUCAUCAAUCAUCUUGAAAAACUUUUUGUCACAAAUGAUGCGGCUACCAUAAUUCGUGAAUUAGAAGUCGUGCACCCUGCGGCAAAAUUAUUGGUAAUGGCAAGUCAACAACAGGAACAAGAGGUUGGAGAUGGUACAAAUUUCGUCAUAAUCUUUGCAGGUGAACUCCUUCAAAGGGCCGAAUAUCUUCUUAGGAUGGGACUUCAUCCAAGUGAAAUUGUUCAAGGUUAUGAACUUGCAAGCGUAAAAGCUUUAGAAAUUUUAGAAGGUUUAUCGGUUGAUAGUGUAAAAGAUAUUAGAUUAAAGGGUGAAUUAGAAAAAUCAAUUAAAACAUCGAUUGCAUCAAAACAAUAUGGUUAUGAAGAUUUACUUAGUGAUUUAGUUAUUGAAGCAACAUUAUUGGUUUUGCCAAAAAAUCCUCAAAAUUUUAAUGUAGAUAGCAUACGUAUAGUUAAAAUUUUGGGUAGUAAUAUUCAUGAGAGUAGGGUAGUAAAGGGUAUGGUAUUUGGUAGGGAACCUGAAGGUAUUGUAAAUCAAGCAUCAAAAUCAAAGAUAGCGAUAUUCACAUGUCCAUUAGAUUUAACCCAAACUGAAACGAAAGGUACAGUAUUAAUUCAUAAUGCAAAUGAAAUGUUAAAUUUCACCAAAGGUGAAGAGCAACAAAUUGAGAAAAUUCUUAAAGAAUUUGAGGAUGCUGGUAUUAAAGUAGUGGUAACAGGUAGUUCUGUCGGUGAAUUGGCUUUACAUUAUUUAAAUAGAUAUAAUAUUAUGGUGGUAAAAGUUUUAUCCAAAUUUGAUUUAAGAAGAUUAUGUAGAGUUGUCGGUGCUAGUGCUUUGGCUAGGUUAGGUGUUCCUACCGCCGAAGAAAUGGGUUAUUGUGAUAUUGUUGAAACUGUUGAAAUUGGUGGUGAUAGAGUGACGGUUUUCAGACAAGAGGAUGAAAGUUCAAGGACUGCUACUAUCAUUAUUCGUGGUGCUACUCAAAAUACUCUUGAUGAUGUUGAACGUGCCAUUGAUGAUGGGGUUAAUAAUAUCAAGGCUAUUACAAGGGAUCCCCGUCUUGUUCCCGGUGCUGGUGCUACUGAAAUAGAAUUAGCUAAACAAUUAACUUCUUAUGGAGAGAAAACUCCUGGUAUAAAUCAACAUUCAAUUAAAGCAUUCUCUCAAGCGCUCGAAGUGUUUCCACGUACGCUAGCCGAAGAUGUUGGUCUAGAUACAACGGAAAUUUUAUCAAAACUUUAUUCAGCUCAUCACGAGCCAGCAAAUGAAUGUGAAACCGAUGGAGAUAAAUCCGGUGUUCGUAUCGGUGUUGAUAUUGAGAAUUACGAUAUUGUUGAUGUUACUAAAUUACCUAAUCCUGUGUUGGACGGUUUAUUAACCAAACAUUGGGCCAUCAAAUUCGCUACCGAUGCUGCUUUAACCGUUUUAAGAAUUGAUCAGAUUAUUAUGAGUAAACCUGCCGGUGGACCUAAACCUCCUCAACAAAAUGCUAAUUGGGAUGAAGAUUAA